UAUAGCUGCCAUUUCCUCUUUGUAAAGGAGACGCCAUUUUGCAAGCGUCACUUGGCGGCGUGUCGGGUUUCUGCAUUUUUGUUACUUACCCGAAAGCGAAUCAUAAUAUUGUUUUGUUUUUGUGUAAUAUGUCGUAUCAGUCUAGUGUAGCGCAGGAUUCACUAUCUUCUGCGCAACUAGAAAUGGCCGGUAACCCCAAUGCUUUGGCUCUUCGUCGGCCAUUCGACCCUGUGGCGCACGACUUGGAAGCCAGUUUUCGCUUGACGAGAUUCGCCGAUCUCAAAGGAAGAAGUUGUAAAGUACCCCAAGAUGUUCUCUCGAAGCUUGUGGAAUCGCUGCAGCAGGACUACUCGCAGCAGGAUCAAGAUCAAUUCAUGCAUGUGGCUAUCCCGCGCAUCGGUAUCGGCUUGGACUGUUCGGUAACUCCGCUGCGACAUGGAGGGCUUUGUUUGGUGCAAACCACUGACUUUUUUUACCCUUUAGUUGACGACCCCUAUAUGAUGGGUAAGAUUGCGUGUGCCAACGUACUUAGCGACUUAUAUGCCAUGGGUGUGACUGAAUGUGAUAACAUGUUGAUGCUCCUAGGAGUGUCCACGAAAAUGACUGAGAAAGAGCGAGACGUAGUUAUACCUCUCAUUAUGCGAGGAUUUAAGGAUUCUGCACUAGAAGCAGGUACGUCCGUGACGGGCGGGCAGACCGUGAUCAACCCCUGGUGCACCAUCGGAGGGGUUGCGACGACCAUUUGCCAACCGAAUGAAUACAUUGUGCCCGACAAUGCAGUUAUGGGUGAUGUCUUAGUUCUAACAAAGCCGCUUGGCACCCAGGUUGCAGUAAACGCUCAUCAAUGGCUGGAUCAGCCUGAGCGUUGGAACAGAAUUAAAUUGGUUGUAUCUGAAGAAGAUGUGAGAAGAGCUUAUCAUCGGGCAAUGGAUUCCAUGAGCAGACUUAACCGGAUCGCUGCUCGACUCAUGCACAAAUACAAUGCCCACGGAUCAACUGAUGUAACUGGAUUUGGUCUGUUAGGACAUGCGCAGAAUCUGGCGUCACAUCAAAAGAAUGAGGUGUCGUUUGUUAUUCAUAACUUGCCAGUGAUUGCCAAGAUGGCAGCAGUGGCAAAGGCUUGCGGCAACAUGUUCCAGUUAUUACAAGGUCACGCUCCGGAGACUUCUGGUGGACUGUUGAUCUGUUUGCCCCGUGAACAGGCGGCUGCAUACUGCAAAGACAUUGAGAAGCAGGAGGGCUACCAGGCCUGGAUCAUUGGCAUAGUUGAGAAGGGCAAUCGCACCGCCCGCAUCAUUGACAAACCCCGAGUCAUUGAAGUGCCCGCUAAAGAUUAAAUUGUUCAUAAUAAUGAAGACAUUUUAUAAAAAUGUUAGUCUAAACUUAUUUCAGAGCUGGAUAAAUCUUAAUUUUAAUUUUCUAUCAACAUUAUGGCAUUAGUGUUUCUUUUAUAAUUUUAAACUUUUAAAAAACAUUUACGGCUAGAUAGAAAUUUAAUUUAAUCUUGGUUUACACAUUGACAUAUGUAUUUGUAUAUUAUGUUUUAUAAUAUAAUAUGACUACAAAUUUUUUGAAUAAUACAUGACAAUGUAUAAUCAUUAAUCAUGCAAUUAAACUAAGGCUUUAUUAUUAUAAUUCACUCUAACACUACGCUGGGAGGAAACGUAUUUAUGAAUAUUAUAGAAGAUAUGUAGCAGAAAAUAUUGUUAUAUGUUUGAAUUAUAAUGAAAAAUUACAGAACUUGUCAUAACGUCAUUGAGUAAACCAUUAUUAAAAGUGCAUAGAUAUGUUGUGAGUACAUUUGUACAAAGAGCAUUAAUUAUAUUAAAAAUAUAACAAAAGUAUGCAUAAAACAAACCAAUUCACAUGAUUGUCCUUGUUAUACUCUUAUUAUAUCUAUGAUCUAAUCUUUUUCUAGCAUUUGGUGUUUUAGGUAUUUAAGUAAAGUAUCACUAUUAAACUUAAGUGAAAAAGAUUCCAUUAUGUUCCCUUGAACAUCAAAUACUGCAGCUUGUGGAUCCAUUCUACAAAUUGUGAAUUAAGUAUAAUAAUUGAUUAGAAUAAAAUUAUUUUUCAUUCUAA
Molecule: messenger RNA, 2082 nt
Organism: Bicyclus anynana (squinting bush brown)
Lineage: Eukaryota; Metazoa; Arthropoda; Insecta; Lepidoptera; Nymphalidae
Gene: Sps1
Product: inactive selenide, water dikinase-like protein
Exons: 1
Coding region: 129-1337 (402 amino acids)
Biological process (GO): L-selenocysteine biosynthetic process
Cellular component (GO): cytoplasm
Molecular function (GO): ATP binding; selenide, water dikinase activity
Source: RefSeq, a predicted model, not a curated record